This is a messenger RNA of Eruca vesicaria subsp. sativa (arugula), 867 nucleotides long. Lineage: Eukaryota; Viridiplantae; Streptophyta; Magnoliopsida; Brassicales; Brassicaceae. The record is from the annotation of a GenBank genome assembly.
AUGGCAUCUUCCUCUUUGACUCCGGUAAUGAAAGAAGACGGAGAGUGUAGAAACUGGGCUGAUCUUCCGUCUGAACUGAUUUCAUUGAUCCUGCGCAGGCUCGACUCGACUGACAUAUUGGAAAACGCUCAAAAAGUGUGUACAACAUGGCGUCGCGUCUGUAAAGACCCUGCCAUUUGGCGCAAGAUUUUCAUGCGCGACCCAUUAGUCGACAUUAUCUCACUGUUCAAAGGGUACGACCUCAAGGCCAUGUGCUGUCACGCAGUCGAUCGUAGCGAGGGAGGCUUGGUCGAGAUCGACAUUUUGUAUUUUGGUACUGAUUCUCUCCUCAACUACAUUGCUGAUAGAUCAAGUAACCUGAGAAGCCUUAGACUUGCUAUGUGCUCUUCAAUAACAACUGAUGGACUUACGGAAGCAGUUGUGAAACUUCCAUUGCUUGAAGAACUUGAGGUCUCAUACUGCUCAUUCUCCGCAGAGUCUCUGAAAGUUGUAGGCCAGUCUCUUCCUCACCUGAAGACUCUGAAGCUAGACCGCCGCCCCGGCGGUCCUCCUUGGUUCGCGAACGUGAGUGAUAUUGAUGCUCUGGCUAUAGCUGAAACAAUGCCUGGACUUCGCUUCCUCCAGCUUCUUGGAAAUCUAUUAUCAGACGUUGGUUUAAACGCCAUUCUUGAUAGUUGUCCUCACCUGGAACAUCUUGAUUUACGUCAGUGUUUCAAACUUAACUUUGACGGAGAUCUGGAGAAGAAAUGUUCUGAUAGGAUCAAAGUUUUUAGACGACCUCGUGACUCGGCUGAUGAUUUCCCAUUUUAUGCAACUAUAUUCGACCAUGAUGGUUAUUACGUUGUAAACGAUCCUUAUGAACGAUAG